Messenger RNA from Gryllus bimaculatus (two-spotted cricket), 780 nucleotides. Lineage: Eukaryota; Metazoa; Arthropoda; Insecta; Orthoptera; Gryllidae. The record is from the annotation of a GenBank genome assembly.
CUCGUUGGCCUACUCACCACAGUGACGGCGGGGUCGAGGCCGGCGGAACGCAAGCGCGGCAGCACGCUCAGCACGUCCACGUCGCUGCCCAGCGCCUCCUCCAGCACCACGGCGCUGUCGCUGUCGUUGAGCGAGUCGAGCGCGCAGCCCUCCUCGUCCUCCUCGUCGUCCAGCCCGUCCUCGUCGUCCCCCGUGGAGGACGGCGCGGCCGUCCGCGUGCGCGGCCCGGGGCCCGUGCGCCCGUCCACCACCGUCGUGGCGCCCGGGAUGCUGGCGUCCAGCCCUGCCGCACUCAGCCGCGCCUGCACACGCCGAGCUCGCAGGGAUUGGCGGCAGGCGGAGGAGGAGCCUGGCGGCGAGGCGCGGGGGCGGGAGAGUGGGCGCGGCAGCCAGCACCUGCCGAGUGGAAGUGGUCAGGUGCGCCGCUCCAAGGGAUCUCUGAGGGCCGCUCCGCGCUCCAAACAAAGAGCCCUUUGCGCGCCACGCCGCGCCAGGCUGGGCUGGGCCGGCCCUCUCUGCGCCGCUCAGGCGUUGACAGCUAUUAAACUGCCUCGUCCAUCUUGCGGGUCUCGUCCGUCUCCUCCACUCAGCCAUGACUCUCCUGGCCACAACUACACCUCUCUCAUCCACCCCAUCCGCUCAAUCUGCUCCUCCCGCUCAAAUUGUUCGGGCAAUCACUUCGAAGAUUUUGCCGAUAACUCGGUGCGCCAUACUAAUCAGUCACUCACGUUAGAGUACAUCCGUACGCCGCGCUGGGCAUGGAGGAGAGUCGCUAUAUAA